Hylaeus anthracinus is the source of this 4098-nucleotide messenger RNA. Its product is annotated as acetyl-CoA carboxylase-like. Lineage: Eukaryota; Metazoa; Arthropoda; Insecta; Hymenoptera; Colletidae. The record is from RefSeq and is a predicted model, not a curated record. Gene Ontology annotation, molecular function: metal ion binding; acetyl-CoA carboxylase activity; ATP binding. The transcript is spliced from 6 exons. The coding region runs from base 2231 to 3733 and encodes 500 amino acids.
GACGUAUCGACAAGAUAAUGCCCCAAUACACAAAAGUCGAGCAACACUAAGAUGGUUCCAAACACUUAAUAUAAAUUUAUUAAACUGGCCAGCAUGUUUCCCGGAUCAAAAUAAGAUGGAACAUUUAUGGAGUAUGAUGGUACGGCGUAUUUAUGCACACAACCAACAUUUUUCGAGCAUUUCGCAGUUAAAAGAAGUUGUACUAAAAUCCUGGAAUGAAAUUAACGAUGAAAUUUUGAAAAAAGCUAGUUGAGAGUAUGGCAAAUCGCAUUUUUGAGUUAAUCAAGGAGAAAGAAGGUCCUACCCAUUAUUAAAUCAUUCCCUAUUAUUCGUUGAAAUUAUAAUUUAAUCAUUACAUUAUAAUUUAAUAUUGUUAUUAUGUUAUAAAUCCAUUAGCGCUAUAGUUGUACACCUAUGAAAUAUCUAUAGUAUUAUUAUUAGUUGUCUUAAAUAAAUGUUAUGUUCGCCGUUUUAUCAUUGCUAUAAUAUAUUUUUAGUCUUUUUCACAUGAUACUAUUAAAGAUUUGAAAUUAUUAAUUAAAUCUAUAAAACCCACGAAAAUUGUAGCGGUGCUACAGUUAUGUCCCACCGUAGAUACUCAAUUUAGACCCAACAAAAAAUAAAGUAUGCAUAAUCGCCAAUGCGGCACGUGUUUAAUCUCCUAUACGGCGUCAAUCGCCGUAUUCGAAAUCGCGGGCGCGUUUUACAUCGAAUUCCGCGAUCCACGAGUAACGAGUAUUAACUAUGGAACAAAGUGCCGGCUCGCGUUUGGCCGAGAUUGCACGCGAGAAAGACGGCUGACAUCGGUUGUCCGUUCACUUCUCUUGUAAGAAGCACGUUACUUCCGCGUACAAAGUGUUGCAAGGUAGGGGUAAACAUCGAAUGGAAAUAAUCGUCAACCUUGCCGGUUGUCAGUGACCACGGGUCUUCUAAGACCGAUAGACGACGGUUUCAGUCGCCACGGUAUCUUGCACGUUUCCUUGCAUCACCACGUGCCCAUCCCACGGUAAAAUCCUUUAACCCUUUGAGCAGUGCUGAGACACAUUUACGUCUCAUAAUGCCAGCCUGGCAACACGUCGGCACAAACGCGUUGGAAGUUUCGCAAAUGCAAAUUUCGCAUUUUCUCUACAAAGCCUUUUAAUUCGAUGGCCUCGAUACUCGUGGAAAUUAACAGUUAAUUAUUUUCUUGUCGCGCACGAUGGACACCUCAUUGCUCAGCUCAGAGAUUUCUAAAUAAUUAUCUACAGGACACUUUGCUCAAAGGGUUAACGGUGUAAAUCUGGAGCGUCCUAGAACUUAAAAUCGUUCGCCAUUCGUCGAGAUCGUGGACGUUCUCCGACGAUAACAUUCGUGAUCGUUCCAAUGAUCGCACUAGCACACGCGACGAACACCGUUCAGUGAUCGAUCGUCAACUGCAUCAACUACGGAUACGUAAACGCCUCAACAAUGAUAAUCCACGUUUGAUCUGAUGUAAUCGCGUCAAUGUUAAUCGGCUCGACGAUAGCGCCAGCGUCACGGGGUGUUUUUUUUUCACAUGCCGAAGACUGGACACGACUAUUGGUCGUGAAAAACUAGCCUCGCCGCGGAAAAACAAGAUAUUGGAUGUCUCUACAUGCAUUAUCGACGACUGCCGCGGUAAUCGAUUCAACACUGGAGUUUAACCCGAAUUUUGGAAGAGAAUGAAUAAAACCAUCGCGAAAAGAACGAGAAAGGAUAGAAAGUACUAACAGUGAGAAACAUUGAAUAGCAUCUGUCGAGCUACAAUAGAUCGGCGAAUGACACGAUUUUAUGGGCUCAGGAAGUUAUCUGCAAAUUUAAAAUACCGAUCAUCCACGUGGAUUGACAUUAACUACGAGACGCAAGAUCUCCCUGGUCUUGAGAAGCGAACAUUGGCCAAGAAAAGAGGACGGUUCGAUCAAAGGGUACCAUAUUUCUGGACGGAGUGCAUUAUUUAUAUGGAAGAGCGGACCACCAGCCGAAAACAGGAUAAAUUAGACUGGUUCGCGUACAUCGAGUAGUCGGAGGAAAAUCGUGGAAGGAGUACGCGUUGCUUCCAGUGGUUGCGGUUUUUUAAGAGAAAAAGGAACGAGGUGCAAGGAAGCGUAAGGGAACGAACAGGUGUGCUCGGUAUCGAUCGGUAAUCGUUAGCCACUCGGUGCAUCGGAAACAUUUUUUUGUUCGGGAUCCUUGACUUGUUGCUACCGGGAGCCACUGGGAAGGGGCUUACGGAAUGAAACGCAUAAAAAGAUUCGUCUUGGCGCAAAGAACAGAGGAAGAUCCGAUUUGGAAGAGCUCGGACAACUUGAUGGCUGGCGUUGGUGCAUCAAAAAUGAACCCGAUAAUUACCGUGGAUUAUUCGGAGGAUCUUCCACAAGAUGGCGAGAAGAAGGGCUUGGGAUUGAAGCCCAGCAUGUCGCAGGGCACGGUGAUGAUCCAAACGCAGAGUAGGCUCCAAGAAAAGGACUUCACCAUUGCCACACCUGAGGAAUUUGUUCAUCGGUUCGGCGGCAGCAACGUCAUCAACAAGAUUCUCAUCGCCAAUAACGGGAUAGCAGCGGUGAAAUGUAUGCGUUCGAUUCGUCGUUGGUCCUACGAGAUGUUCAAGAACGAACGCGCUGUGCGCUUUGUUGUGAUGGUCACCCCCGAGGAUCUAAAGGCGAAUGCGGAGUACAUCAAAAUGGCGGAUCAAUACGUCCCCGUGCCCGGCGGAACAAACAAUAACAAUUAUGCCAACGUGGAGCUGAUCGUCGACAUCGCUAUUCGGGUUCAAGUCCAGGCUGUAUGGGCGGGAUGGGGUCACGCUUCAGAAAAUCCAAAGUUGCCUGAACUGCUCCACAAAAAUAACAUUUGUUUCAUUGGACCAUCUGAAAGAGCUAUGUGGGCCCUUGGAGACAAAAUCGCAUCCAGUAUAGUAGCGCAAACCGCGGACGUGCCGACACUUCCGUGGUCGGGGUCAGAAUUGAAAGCUCAGUACAGUGGAAAGAAGAUAAAAAUAUCUUCGGAACUCUUCAAGAAGGGAUGCGUAUCGACAGUGGAAGAGUGUUUAGCAGCUGCCAAUAAAAUAGGCUUUCCCAUAAUGGUGAAAGCCAGCGAGGGAGGGGGUGGUAAGGGUAUCAGAAAAGUAGAGAACGCUGAAGAAUUGCCUACAUUAUUUAGGCAGGUACAAACUGAGAUACCUGGAUCUCCUAUAUUUAUUAUGAAAUUGGCAAAGUGUGCUCGACAUUUGGAAGUUCAAUUAUUGGCAGACAAUUACGGUAACGCGAUCUCAUUGUUCGGUCGCGAUUGCUCUAUUCAGAGGAGGCAUCAAAAGAUUAUCGAAGAAGCUCCGGCUGUGAUUGCCAAACCUGAAGUUUUCGAGGAAAUGGAAAAGGCUGCUGUAAGAUUGGCCAAAAUGGUUGGAUAUGUCAGCGCAGGUACUGUUGAGUACCUUUACGACACGUCUGGAAAAUACUAUUUCUUGGAGUUGAACCCACGUCUUCAGGUGGAACACCCUUGCACGGAGAUGGUGUCAGAUGUUAACUUACCCGCGGCACAGCUUCAAAUCGCCAUGGGUUUACCGCUUCACCAUAUAAAAGAUAUUCGGCUUCUUUAUGGUGAAAGUCCGUGGGGCGAUAGUAUCAUCGACUUUGAUCAGCCGCAACAUAAACCUCAACCAUGGGGUCAUGUAAUUGCAGCAAGAAUUACUAGUGAAAAUCCUGACGAAGGUAGAGACAUUACAUUUCAUAUACAGUGAGUGUAGAAUGUAUUCGUACACCGAUCAAUUUCUCCCAAAAAUUUGGGGGAAAUUGUAGUUUUUUAACUUAAUUUUUUGUAAUUAAUGAUUUUUACAUAUUCUCGGAAAUCUCUAAGAUAGAUAUAGUCCAAACAACAUUUACUAGUUUAUAUAAUUCGUGAAAUUAACAAAAAAAUGCGAAAAGUGGGUAAAAGUAUAGAAGCAGUAAGUAUUUGUAUGAUUUUUAUGACGAACCAUUUAGUGUAGAGUUCGUAACGUAAACACAUUAGUUUAUUGCUCCGUAAGAAUUAGAAAACAUCAAAUUUCCAGUAAAGUACUUUUAAAAAUGGCUCUAAUAGAUGAAUUGAAGAAGAUCCCACUUCGAA